UCUCCGCCGACGUCAUGGACAGGGGUUGGGGGGGCGUCUGUACGGUUACGUCAAAUAGACUGGAGAUAUCUGGGAACGGAGCCUUCACCCGUCCAUACUGACACCGGUAACAGUCUGGAUAUUGGGUGCUAUCACUGUUCUCCCACCCCAGAGUCUUUUUUUUUGUUGCAUAUAAAGCUAAGUUGGCGAGCAGGGAAGGCGCUGUGGUGUGUUUGGGAGGGCCUUCGUGGGAUGCUGGUGCUGCGAGUUUUGGGUCAGUCGCUGGUCUCUGGUCUCUGUUGGAAGAAACCAAGAAAUAAGAGUAAAUCAUACAGCAUUUGGAACCUGCUCCACUAUUCAUAGUAAAACAGAGUUUUGGAUGAUGGCGAUCUGAGAACAGUUCCGAAGAGGAGUUGCCAGAUUUAAAACAUUAACUCUGUUUCUCUGACCAUCUCAUAAGAAAUCUAGAUGUCUGCCAGAGAUAAAGAAGAACAGGAUGAUGAACUGCUGGCUCUUGCUAGUAUUUAUGAGGAGGAUGAGUUUAAAAGGGCAGAAUCUGCUACAGGUGGAGAAAUAAGCAUAUGUUUGGAAUUGCCACCAAACUUCAGAAUAAAUGUUCAAGGUGACGAAAAGCAGAAUAAAAAGGACCUGAUUGAAUAUGCAGUUUCUUUUUUGCCACCUCUUGCGUUGAAGUUUGAACUUCCUCCAGAUUAUCCAUCAUGUUCAGCUCCUAAAUACACCUUGAGCUGCAAGUGGCUUUCACAAGCUCAGAAGAAAGUGUUUACUUCAACCCGUGGUCCCCACUCUCCCAGUUUGCUUUGCCAUCUCUCUGCACUUUGUUCUUGCCUGGAUAGAAUUUGGAAAGACAAUGGCAAUUGUGUGAUAUUAUUUUCAUGGAUGCAGUUCUUAAAAGAAGAGACGCUCUCCUUUUUGCUAAUUGAGUCUCCAUUAGAAAUCAAAAACAUUGAAGACAAAUCUGAAAGUACUUUGGUUAGAAAAAAGCAUAAUGAAUUUGGAUCAGAGGACAAACUGAAGAACUUGCAAGACUUUCCUCUUGACCCGAGAGCGAUCCAGGAUGUGGAGUCAUGUGCUUGUGUUUUACGUGAAAUUUUGGACUUUGAUCAGAAUCAGAAACAAAAAGUCUUUAAUAGCAAGAUUUUCACCUGCAGUGUAUGCUUUUGUGAAAAGCUGGGCAUUGACUGCAUGGACUUGAAGGAGUGUAACCAUGUGUAUUGCAAGGCCUGUUUGAAAGAAUAUUUUGAGAUACAAAUCCGUGAUGGGAAUGUUCAGUGCCUUAAUUGUCCUGAGCCAAAGUGUACUUCUAUUGCCACACCUGCUCAAGUAAAAGAGCUCGUCUACGAGGAAACGUUUGCACGAUAUGACCGCCUUCUCCUUCAGUCUACACUGGAUCUAAUGACGGACGUGGUAUAUUGCCCUCGUACUGUUUGCAAGUCAGUGGUGAUGCUUGAACCUGGAAACACCAUGGGUGUCUGUCCAGGAUGUCGUUAUGCUUUUUGUGCAUUAUGUGAAAUGGCUUAUCAUGGAAUUUCUCCAUGCAGAUUAAAAGCAGAGAAACUUUCUGCACUGCGUGAUGAGUACUUAAAGGCAGAUGAAUCUGAAAAGCAGCGGUUGGAAAAGUCCUAUGGGCGCAGAGUGCUUCAGAAAGCAGUGGAGGAGUUGUGCAGCCAGGAAUGGCUUGAUAAGAACUCAAAGCCCUGUCCCCGUUGUGGUACAAACAUACAGAAGGUGAAUGGAUGCAAUAAGAUGACAUGCACUGGAUGUAAGCAGCACUUCUGUUGGCUCUGCAUACGCCCACUUUCAAAAAUAAAUCCGUAUAGUCACUUCAAUGAUUCCUCAUCACCUUGCUUUAAUGAGCUUUUCCAAGGUAUUGACUUUGAAGCAGAAGAUGAUGUCUUGAGGGAUGAAGAUGAUGGAAUUGUUUAAGCUCUUUUAUGAAGCCACCUGGACUAUCAUUACAUAAAGCUUAUGCAUUAACCAUUUAAACGGACAAACGACUGUUACCUUCAGUGCCAUCGAUCAUAGCUAAACCAAUCUCUGGCAAUGGUUAUUCAAUUUAGCACUUGUGUUGACCAUUAUGAAACUUGGGACUCAGGAUACAUAAUGUUCUAGGGACUUCUGUUUUUCAGCGUUCAAACAUUUAUACAUGCACAAUAUAUUUAAACAAAUUAAGCUGAUAAAUUUGAGGGGAAGAUCAUGUUUCGUUUAAUUUGGACAACAUUCAGUGGAAAGUAUUUUAUGUAUUCAAGUAACAUUUGAGAAGUGUUUUCAAAAAUGAUAGCAGUGCCAUUUCUCCCUGUUUCUCUAUCUUUGUUUCACAAGUUUAAAGCUUCUCCUUCAUCUUCCAAAAAUUGUGCGCUUCUGGUUAAUAGUCACAGUGACAAUUGCUAGUAAUCCCGUUGCUGUGCCUCUUGACUUAUUGUGUAGAAUUUGAUGUUCAAACUUUUUAUCUUGAUAGGCCAUUUAAUCAUGGAGCUUUGCAAGCCAACAUAUGCACUAUUUCUGAAUGGGGUUCCCUACUUGAAGCAACAAUUCAAACUCUGGUACUUUUAUAGAUAUAUAUUCAGUUUUGACACUUGGAACUGCAGGGAUUUUGCAUGAAAAAAGUAAAUGCUACAAAUAUGGAGCAUAUAAGCCUUUUCUUGGGUUUUCUUUGUUUUCUGAUUACACAGAAGCAAUACUGUGCUAAUUCAAGAAAUUCGAUGCAAAAUGAAACUGGCAAUGGCAGGAUGCUGGUCAGUUGAAGAAAGACAACUAGAUACUGACUUGACUGGAGAUUGUCUGUGAAGGAAGAGAUGAUGUCCGUCAGGUUCCGUCAGCCUGCAAUGCAUUCAUUAUAAAUCUGUUGAUCUUGCUGGCUCAAGGAAGAUAACGACAGGUCUAGGAACAGAUUUGCCUGUUCUCUCCUGGACAAGUGGGUUUUAGGAAAAAAAGUGUAAUAGGAUUUUUACGUUUAAAAAUAAAGUACAUGUUUUGAAUUAUGGACCAGCUAGUUAUAUUGUGAAAGCAUUUUGUUUUUUGCUGCAUUUUGGUGCACAAGAUGACUGCUGGGGCUGCAUUUUUGUUAUACUUCCUUGGUAUUCUUGCAUAAAGCUAUCUAUAAACUCUUCCCUGAAAAGGCAUUUUCUUAUUUUAAUUAACCUGUUCAAUAUCGUCUGUUUCCUUAGUGAAUGCACUAAGUGUAAAGAAUCAUGAAAUGGAAUUCAAGAGAUAAUUUAGUAAAGAGAUGUUUACAUGGUUUCUAGUAACCCUAUGUUCUGAAUAACAUUACAAUGUUUUCAGUUACCUUUAUAGUUAACCACAUACCUACUGAACGUAAUUUUUGAAAUGACUUUCUUCCACUCUAUGCAUUGAAUGGUUUAAAUCUGUUAAACUUUAUUAUUCCUAAUAUGAUGUCAUGUAUACUAGAUACUAUCUCAUGAGUGAUGUGACAUGCAAAACAUGGCGGUGGAGAAUGAAAAUUCUGCUGUAGGAGCUGUGAAUUUCAGAAACUAUCAUUUCAGUUGAAUUUUUGUACAAUGAAGUAAAUGCUGACAGCUUGAA
Rhincodon typus (whale shark) is the source of this 3540-nucleotide messenger RNA. RefSeq names its product ring finger protein 14 (gene rnf14). The record is from RefSeq and is a predicted model, not a curated record. Gene Ontology annotation, molecular function: ubiquitin conjugating enzyme binding; ubiquitin protein ligase activity; zinc ion binding. Gene Ontology annotation, biological process: protein polyubiquitination; positive regulation of proteasomal ubiquitin-dependent protein catabolic process; ubiquitin-dependent protein catabolic process. The transcript is spliced from 10 exons. NCBI's taxonomy places the organism in Eukaryota, Metazoa, Chordata, Chondrichthyes, Orectolobiformes, Rhincodontidae. Gene Ontology annotation, cellular component: ubiquitin ligase complex; cytoplasm. The coding region runs from base 448 to 1923 and encodes 491 amino acids.